GUAUUUCUUGGAUCCUCAUCACAGGGGCUUUACAUCCCUCAAUGGUGAACGGCUUCAAAGCCAGCGAGAAAGAUGGCUCAGCCCCUCGGUGUUUUGCGUCCAAUGCGAUCCUGAGAUCGCAGGGUUGGGCGAGCAGAUUGUAGCGUUAUGCCGGGCACUGGAGCGCCAAAGCAGAGGCCGCACUGUCAGCAACCGCGGCGGCUGGCAGAGUAAGGACCUCGUCGCGCUUGAUGCCCAAGAAUUUCGAGAGUUGAUGAAGCUGAUGGAAGCGCCAGCCAAGACCUUUCUGCAGGCUCAGGAAUGGACUCAUCCUGUGGAGGACAACGAAACUCUGGAAGUGGCAGUCACGCCUGACCAGUUGUGGGCCAACAUCAAUAGACCUGGAGAUUGGAAUGCUCGCCACACUCAUGGCAGUCCCAGUGCCUCUUUGUUCGCAUCGGGGGUUUUCUACCCAGAGGUAGAUGAAAGGGUAGAGCCUGCUCGUUUGGUGCUGUAUCCUGGCAACGCUUCUACCAUUCGCGUGGUUCCUGAGUCCAACUUGCUUGUACUUUUCCCUCCUGAUUUGCCACAUGAGGUGGAAGCAUCAGACUCUGCGGCAGAAGAGCGAGUGUCCAUUGCGUUCAACUUGGUCGCACGCUGGCUCCCUGGAGAACUGCUUCAAGCUGCGCACCAGGGAGAUGCGGGGAAGGCCAGAAUGCUUGCAGCCGACAAAACCGAUCGUUUGUUGGGGCUGUCAGCAGCACACCUGGCAGCGGAGCAAGGUCAUGUAGCGGUUCUAAAGGCUUUGACUGGCAAAAGCAACCUUUCUGCAAUGUCCACCUUGGGCACUCCCCUGGAGUUGGCAGCUGCUCGAGGGCACGAUGUGGCAGUGGAGUAUCUCAUGAGCAAGGCCCAGCAUGGUCCAGCAGUGGUGGCAGCUGUCGUAGCUGCAGCAGAGCGGGGACAUGGCAAGGUGGUUUCAAGACUGCGCAUGGCCUCUCCCACCACAGCAGCUGCUGGCCUAAAAGCUGCAGCAACAGCGGGGCAUGCAGAUUUGGUGAAAAACUUGUUGCCAGAGGAGUUGGCAGCCACCCCAGAGGCCAGGGCAGGAUUGAUGGAAGCUGCAACACGUGGACAUUCGGAUGUGCUAGACCUCCUGGUAGCUGCAGGUGUUGACCUCCGUGCCCCAGACACGUCGGGCAAAACAGCGCUGCACAAUGCUGCAGCGGGUGGGCACCGUGAUGCGGUGCGCAGUUUGCUUGCAAGUGGGGACGACAGUCUUCUGAGCAUGAGAGACAAGCAAGACGCAGAGCCACUACAUUGGGCGGCUUUGCAGGGUCAUGCUGCAGUUGUUGAGGAGCUGUUGGCCGCAGGUUCUGAUGUCAACGCAGUAGCCCUUGGAAGCGUUCCAGGGAGACCUCUUCACUGGGCAGCCCGAUCACAGAGUGCAGACGUUGUGCGCACCCUGCUUCGAGCUGGUGCACAUGCAGGUGUUUCUGAGGUUCGGAAAUCCAUUCAGCCUCCAUUGCCUGGGCAAGUCCUGGUUCGGUCUGGUGAUGUGCUCGCUUGCACUCACGGGGCAGAAGUGCUAACCAAGCGCGGUGUUUCAGCGACCGCGGCAGGAGAAGAUGGCACAAGUCCCUUGCACAUUGCUGCGCUGAUGGGUGACCGAACAGUUGCAGCAAUGUUGAGCGAUUCCAGAGAAGCAUUGGAUGUAAGGGACUAUUGUGGUGCGACACCAUUGCACUGGGCAGCCGCCAAUGGACAUGCUCAGCUUGUGGAGGAUUUGCUGAAAAGAGGAGCCACCCCGAAUGCUGUGGAUGUGUCCAACGCCACGCCGUUGCACGAUGCUGCAUGGGCUGGUCACCAUGCAGUGGCAGAAGUUCUACUCGAUGCUGACGUUGCGAUCAAUGCAGUGGAUGCAAGAGGCCGCACGGCCCUGCAUGCAGCAGCCCUUCUUAGCCAACCGGACUUGGUGGCGCUAUUAUUGGCAUCUGGAGCUGCUGAAUUGCCAGAUGACCAGGAUCAAUAUCCAGUGGAUUUGGCCUGCCAAGCAUCAGAAUGGGUCGACCUCAUCUCCAAAACCAUCAGCAGCUAUGGCGGCGCGCUGCGCGGUCGAGCGACCCGAGUGCAGCAAUUGCUUCAAAAGGGCCGUGGCAAACCGGUUGGA
Molecule: messenger RNA, 2149 nt
Organism: Cladocopium goreaui
Lineage: Eukaryota; Dinophyceae; Suessiales; Symbiodiniaceae
Source: the annotation of a GenBank genome assembly